AUGGUCGCCUUUGUUGUACAUCGAGGUUUUGUGAUUGCAUCUAUCCUGUCAAUCGGGUUUGUUCAUGCACGUAGACUGAACACUCAACGUGACACAUCGUCAAAUUCCUCCAAUUCCACAGAUUGUCGCUGCGCACCUGGCGACGAUUGCUUUCCUACGCCUGAUACAUGGGCGCAGCUAAACAGCAGCAUUUCAGGACGCUUAGUCAAUGUGGUAUCCUCCGCAGCAUUUUGUAACGACGUGUCGGGCGGGUGUACAGAUGCACAAUGGAGUAGCUCGACGUUUAGAGCCAACAUCCCCGGUGCUAUGAAUCAACCAUUAUGGGAGCAAGACUACUUUUCUGACCCGCCUUCAGUUUGCUUUCGAAACUCCUCGACUACAGAGCCGCCUGCGAACGUGACGCAAUCCUGUGGACAAGGUUCCGGCGACGUACCUUUGUUCGCCAUUUUAGCGGAAUCCGCUAGUGAUAUACAAGCCGGGGUUAAUUUUGCCCGUGACUAUAAUCUUCGCCUCGCCAUCAAGUCUUCUGGCCAUGACUAUCUCGGACGAUCCACUGCCAGGAAUUCACUUCUGAUCUCGACCCACAAAUUGCAGAACAUAUCCCUCGUCGAUAAUUUCACAGUCGGAGGUGUAGACCAGGGCCCAGCGGUGACCAUAGGGAGCGGGGUGCCAUUAAAUUCGCUGUAUACCACGUUGAAAGCAGAAGGAAAGAUUUUUGUGGCCAGCUCUGUGGCUACACUGGCCCCUGCCGGAGGAUUUGUGCAAGGGGCUGGCCAUUCGGCCCUUAGUCCGUCGUAUGGGCUGGCUGUUGAUAAUGUUAUAGAAUUCACCGUGGUGAUUGCGAGUGGUGAUAUUUUGACAGUGAAUGAUGCUGAAAAUUCCGAUCUUUUUUGGGCCAUGCGAGGCGGAGGUGCUGGAAGCUGGGGUGUCAUCAUUUCAGCCACUUUCCGAGUGUACCCCACCUUCAAUGCGGUCUAUUGCGACACCAAUGUUACGACUUCCACUCCCUCCAUCAUGGGAUCCGUCGCCACAGUGCAUGCCCGACACAUCUUUGACCUUGACCCCCUUAGAGCUGGUCAAUACUUUUGGGUUGUACCCGUUGAUGGUACUGGAUCGAAUUCCUCGCUACUUGCUAUGCAGAUCCAGACAAUAUUUCCCAACAAUGCAUCAGUGGAGGCUGCUGAAGCUGCAUUGCAGCCGUUCAUCGACGAUGCAUCGAAUAUCACGGAUGUACAGGUUGAGACUGCUUGCGAGGAACAACUUAUCAAUGAUAUGUUGUUUGCAGCCGAUGAUUCUGUCGGAACUAAUAUAAUCCUGGGAUCAAGAUUGUUCUCUGAGAGUCUAUACGAAACAUCACCGGAAGCCAUUGGGGACAUGUAUGUCGGCUUACUAGAGAAUGGAACUCUCGGAAUUUUCGGCAACCUGGUUGCGGGUGGUAAAGUAGCAGAAAAUGCAAACAUCAGUAUGGCACUCAAUCCAGCUUGGAGAACAGCUAAGACACAUGUAUUCUUAGCCCAUGAAUGGGCCGAUUCUGCCACCAUACCUGAUGUAAUUGCCACCCAGCACGCUUUUAGCAGCGGAUAUGAACGAGCUGCAUUGGUUGGUCUAGCAGGGGAGGACAGUGGGUCCUAUACGAAUGAAGGGGAUCGUUUUGAGCCAAAUUUGCAAGUGACGUUCUAUGGAUCCACAGAGAACUACGAAAAAUUGGAACAGGUCAAGAGUGCAUAUGAUCCUGAAGACCUAUUCCUUGUCACUGCCGGAGUGGGGAGUGAGCGGUGGGAUGAGGCUGGAUUUUGUAGAUUGGCUUGA
Messenger RNA from Lentinula edodes (shiitake mushroom), 1809 nucleotides. RefSeq lists its product as uncharacterized. The coding region runs from base 1 to 1809 and encodes 602 amino acids. The record is from RefSeq and is a predicted model, not a curated record. Lineage: Eukaryota; Fungi; Basidiomycota; Agaricomycetes; Agaricales; Omphalotaceae. The transcript has 9 exons. Gene Ontology annotation, molecular function: oxidoreductase activity; FAD binding.